Messenger RNA from Funneliformis geosporum, 240 nucleotides. The record is from the annotation of a GenBank genome assembly. NCBI's taxonomy places the organism in Eukaryota, Fungi, Glomeromycota, Glomeromycetes, Glomerales, Glomeraceae.
AUGUAUUUAAGAUUAACUCAGGUCCAAGGUCAAAAUUCUGGUCAUAAUCCGAAUAAUUAUCGUAUUGCAAACCCUUUCGGAACUUCAACUGAAUGGCCAAGCUAUUCAACCGCAUACUUGGCCGGAAUUAAUGAAAGGGUAUCUAAGAAGAUUAAAUAUGGUAGAAACGAAAAACUGAUGACCUUUUCAAGACUAAUAACGCCCGUCACUUACACUAAUAACAUUUCUAUAAAAAAGUAG